AUGGGCAGCUUCACAUUUAAGUGGGAACACUCCGCCGAGGAGGUUUACGUCACCGGAACGUUCGACAACUGGACCAAGAGUGUCAAGCUCGACAACGUGGGAGGCAUUUUUCAGAAGACCGUUGAGCUCGAUGAAACCCAGGAAAAGAUCUACUACAAGUUUGUCGUCGACAACAAUUGGACUACAAACGAGUCGGCUCCUAUAGAACCUGACCACGACGGAAACCUGAACAACUUCUUGAUUCCUCAGCAAAUUGCCUCGGCCACCCACGACACGCCCGUCUUCAUCAGCUCCGCCGGUCCCAACUCGUCUGCUGCCAAGAUGGCCGGCGAGCAACCUAUCGAGUCCCAAGAUGAUAUCUCCACCCCGGCUGAGAUCCCCGGCGGCUUCCCCGAGACCCCGGCCGAGGAGACCGUUAGCGUCAACCCACUGCCUGCUUCCGCCGGCGCUAUCAACCCCAUCAGCCUGGAGCCGGGAGAGAAGAUCCCCGACUCCUUUUCGGCGCAGGAUAUCAACAAGAAUGUUAAGCUAGACAAGGAAUCAUACGAGAGGAGUGACGCCCUACCUGUCGCCGACUCUGAAACACCCGUCAUCCCCAGGGAUGUCCUUCCUGACGUCGGCACACCCCUGGAUGAGAGCAUCGUCAAGUCUGUCGGUCCUGGCGCUACGAGUGCCACCCUCGCUGGGCAGGUGGCCAAUGAGCCUAAGCAAUCCGACGCUGCCGUGGCUAGUAACUUCAUAAACUCUGUUGGCCCCGAGUCUACCACGGCUUCCCUGGCCAGCCAGGUCCCAGAGGAGCCUGAGAAGUCUGUCUCGGGAGACCACUCCGCGGCCAAGUUGGCUGCCAUCAGCACUGUCGGUGCUGGUGCCACCACGGCUUCUCUCGCAGGCCAGGUCCCCAAAGAGUCCAAAGGUGAUGACGUCCCCGGGGUGGUCAAGGACAGCCAGACCAACACUGUCCAGGAUUCUCAGGACCAGGUAGACGCCGCAACCCCCGAGGCCGGCAAUAUCCCUGGAACGGUCGAUGAGAAGGCCCAGGUGGAGGGUGAGAUCGAAGACGAGGUGCCCGAGGCUACUGUCAGCUCGGAGGAAACCGCUGCUCAAAACACUGGGGACACUGCCGAGAAGGCUGGGGACAGCGCUGAAACAACAGAUGGCUCUCCCGCUCCUAUUGUCGGCCUUGCUGCCGCGACUGGUGCCGUCGCCGGCUCUGCCGGCAUUGCUACGGCUGCCCUCACAGGCGAGGGCUCCAAGGACUCCGAGGAGACCGACGAGUCCAAAGUUGGUGAAGUGCCGGAGACUGUCAAGGAGAGUCAGGACAAGGCCAUUGUCUCUUCCCCCGAGGCUAGUGCUGUCCCCGAGAAGGUUGAGGAGAAGGUUCAGGUUCCCGAAGCCGCUGUCACCCCUGAGGGCGUCAGCGGCCAGAAGCCUGGAGGAGGUAUCAGCGACAGCCUUCUUGCUGCAGGCGGUGCUGCUGCCGCCGGUGUGGCCGGUGCGGCUACGCUCGCCAUUGCUGGAAAGGACGCUGCCAUCGAGAAGGGCGCCCCUCUGGUCAACCAGGCCGGCGCUGCUGCCGCCUCCGCCGCUGACAACAACCUCUCCGACUCUAUGAAGCAGAAGCUUCCCGACAACAUCCCCGACGAGGUCACGCGCUCUAUCUCUGAGGCAAAAAAGAGCCCUGAGGCUGCUGCUUCCGCCUCUGCCGUCGAGGACAAGAAGGCCGUCGAGAGUGAACUGCUCAGCGAGGUCGAGCGUACCCCAGCCGAGGGUGAAUCCAAGGUGGCUCAGCUGGAAACCAGCGCCGACGAGACGGUUAACCCCGGCUCGCAGCAGUCUGACAACAAGGUUGACGAGUCCAAAUCCUCCACGUCGGAACUUGGUGCCGGCACCGCCGCCGCCGGUGAUGCUGCUACUGUCGGCGCUGGUGCUGCUGGUAUCGAUUCUGCUUACGCUGGACGCUCUGGUACUACCGAGUCUGCUACAGAAUCUACCAACCCUACGGCAGGCACGACGUCUGCUACCAAGUCCACCAGCGCUCUAGGCACCACGUCUACUGCUACCGAGCCUGCUGAGUCUGCGGGUACGACAUCCACCACCAAGCCUACUGAGCCCGUGGGUACGACCAUUGAGUCCGCCACCAACGGCUCCAGCAGCAAGCCUGCUGAGACGACCAACGGCACCACAUCCAACGGUGACAGCAGCAAGCCUGCCAAGACCACGGCGGGCGAGGGUAAGAAGAGAGGUCGCUUCAGCACUAUCCUCAGCAAGAUUAAGCACAAGAUUCUGGAUUGA
This is a messenger RNA of Geosmithia morbida, 2292 nucleotides long. RefSeq names its product Protein kinase, AMP-activated, beta. The coding region runs from base 1 to 2292 and encodes 763 amino acids. Gene Ontology annotation, molecular function: protein kinase binding. The record is from RefSeq and is a predicted model, not a curated record. NCBI's taxonomy places the organism in Eukaryota, Fungi, Ascomycota, Sordariomycetes, Hypocreales, Bionectriaceae. The transcript has 4 exons. Gene Ontology annotation, cellular component: nucleotide-activated protein kinase complex; cytoplasm; nucleus. Gene Ontology annotation, biological process: signal transduction.